AUGAAUCUGGCGGUGAUGGAGAAGAAUUCGAAAGCCGUCUGCCCGGAGUUGCGCGCCUUUUCAGACUGCGUUGAUGUCGCGGAAGCCGGCCAUGAACAAUUGCACAAACACGGACGCUUAUCACUUUUCGAAAGCCGUGUGCUGCCGAGCGGAAGGGGAAGAAUUGCGUACGUCGGGGGUUCUGUAAGCGCCCUGAGUUUCCAUCCAUGGGCGAAAGGUAUUUGCGCAGUUGCCGCGCACCGCAGCGACCAGCCAACUCACAGAAUUCUGAAGUGCUAUGCAGGCUCUGGGCAUAUUCAACUCUGGAGAUUUGCUGAAAAUGACACGAGGUGUCUUGGCCUCGUUGAACAUAACGGUGAGUGCGUUUGGGACUUAAAAUGGAGGCCAGAGCAGUCGCAGAGGGAUGGGAGCACAGGGUGGGAGGGCACGUUAGCUGCCGCUCUUGGUGAUGGGACGGUCCUUGUGAGCAAAAUCGAUUCGUUUACGAAGGUUUCACAUGGUGCAGAGAAAGACGCUAUCAAGACACUCUAUCCCACAUCGACGCUGUUACGUGUCAACAAGAGUAUCGCGAGUCGAAGCCCCGUGAGAGUUGUCGAGUGGUCGAAGGAAGGCAAUCUCCUAGUUGUAGGGUGUGCAGAUGGAAGCAUUGAGGUCUAUGAUGCCACAUCCGUUGACCGAACAUGGCCGAGGUGGUCUAUUCCCGGCCAUGAGUCUGUGGUGGUCGAUCUUCGAUGGCUGUCUGAAACACAUUUGUGCAGCUUGGGUCUGUCGUGCGUGCUUCGUUUGCGCGAUAUACGCGACCCCGUCUCCACUUUGGAACAGAACAUGGAAGGGCUCAGUGGGAGCAUGAGCAUGGAUGCCCCGGAACCGAACGUCGCUAUCAUCGGCGGUGACUACGGAUAUCUACGAGUAGUGCGUCUCAGCGGUGUGGAUGGUAUGAUGCCGCAGCGUUCCGUCAAGCGAGUGCGACUGCAGAGCGGAUCAUUUCGGGACAUGUGCUCUGUUCCAAUAUCUGGGCAAGAAGCAGACUCCUGUUCUCAGACAUUGUUCUAUACAGGGGGAGCUGACGGUAUGCUGCACGAAUGCAAGUUCCCGCGGCCUAUCUGGACAUCUGCCAACGAAUGCGAGAUUGGGAAAACGCAAGUAGGAGAGAGACUACGAUGGACUCAGACCACUGAGAUCAAAGAAGGAGGCGAAGAAAUAAGGACCCUACGAUUACAGCUGCGGAAUAGCCUAGCUUCUGGCGGACAAGAGUUGAGCCAUGGUUCUCUACUUGACACGGAAAACGGGGGCUUGGGUGGCACCUUGGUGGAUACUCUGCUGCAGGAAACUUCUACUUCGUCAGCUUCCCGCAAGCCGAAACGAUCACGAACGGUUGGUCGAGAAGGAUUAGCAGAUGCAUAUUCCCGUUUCGGCGCACAGUACAAGGAGCUGGCCGGAGUAACUCGCACAAGUUUAUCCGUCCCCAGUGACAUUCUGGCUGUGGGUAUAUCCGGAGGACUUGUGACUUGGGUGCCGUUGUCGCUGGACGCUCACAAGAGGGACGCACGCAUCCGGCACGCAUACCAACAAACCCCUACGAGUAGUAGCGCCACCAAACCACCACGGAAAAGGGGACGACCGCGAAAGAUACCCACAGUGCUGUUGCAAUCGGCUGGAAUGUCGAGCAUGAACAUGUCCGACACAGCAUCAGCGAGUCGGGCGCUAGGCACUGCAGAAUCAGAAUCUCCAGUGGUGCGUACUCUGCCAGAGAAAACCUCUCCGACAAGCACUACGCGAAUACCGACCCCACCUGCAAGUUACUCGACAGACGCGGCAGGAUUGGUCGCGGGGCCAUCACGCGAGACUUCUCCUCUAAAACCGAGCUCUCCAAAACGCAGACGCAGCAGCCCCAGAACUGCUCAAGUGGCUACUGAACCAAGGAGAAAGCGUGGACGGGCGAAGAAGGGCUCAGACGAAGCUGAUCUUAAAUCCUCAGACAGCGCGAAUAAGACGCAUAUGGGCCAGUCUGAUAGUCUCUCAAAUGAGGGAGUCACGAUGGGCGAGGAGAUAGGAACUGCUAACGACAUGGGAAAGAACGUGCACGCUACAGAUAGGGGAGACGACACGGAAAUGGAAAGCAAGCCAGAAAAAGUCAUCCAAGGAACCGUCCGGAACGCCAAAGACAAGCCCAUCACAGACAAGGCCGUCGAGCAGCAGGUCAUGUCCAAGGAUGACAAACCCCCCGGUUUAGGAGCACUGGGUCCCGCUGAAGUCAGAAGGACAUCCGUGAGCGCGAAAGAGCAUCUGCAAGUGGAAGCACAAAACGGAAAAGAAGCCGCUGACGAAGACACGGAGGCUUUGCAUCUUAACGACGAGUCUAUCCAAGCGCAGAACGCGAGCGGGAAAGCUACAAUGUCAAAGGCAUCUACAAAACGCGCGCGAGCCGAGGCGCAGGCACUGGGCGUCGCCACCAGACGUUCACCUCGCACACGUCGCCAGGAAAUCUCAAGCACUCCUGCUAGACGCGGGGGCAGCCUUGACGCGGCGCCCAACACUAAACCGAACCUCUCCGAGGAGAAUGCAACCGCGCCUCCGCGUGCAGCAGACACACGCGUAGGAGCAGGAGAGGUGCUGGGCAAAAAUGCGCGGGAAGAGACCGGGAAGGCGGCGAUUCCGAAAACGACAGUUGCAAAUUCGAAUCGCGCCAGGGGUCGCAUCAAAGUCGCGAAAAUUGGCGAGACCGCCCGCAGCCGCUCGCCACUCAACCGUCCAGCCCUACCGUUGCACGCAGCCGCCAAAACCGCACCCCACGCCGGCGACAGCGCUGUCGACCACGACAUGCAGAUCGCGCAUUCAAGCCCGCCGCAGCACGCGACGCCGUGGCCAGACGUUGGCAAGAUGCUGCCGCCGCCCAUCACAGGCCAGACACCGGUCACGCAAGGCAGCAAACUGGCAGUGGGCGCGGCUGGGGAGCAAAAGCAGAAGAGGGUCGGACAGGAGAACGGGGCUGCAACAAACGACACAGUCGCCCAAAAAGACGACGAGUCCUCCAUGCCUACCGCCACGGCAUCUCCCGAUGGCAAGCUAGACCCCUCCGAGACAACGCAGAAGGGCCCUUCCUCACUGGUUCCCACUGGAGACAGAAUACCUGCCGCGACGAUCUCCAAGUCGACAAAGGAAGACGCGGCCACCGAACCAGCCAGGAAGCGGCAGCGGAGCGACUCCGUGCCCGUGCAGGACGCGCACGUGCAACCUCUGCAACCGGGCGACUAUCCCGGCGCGUCACACCCCUGCCGCUGCCGCGUGCGCGUCCGGGCGCAAAGGGCGGAGCAAGCGGUGCGUCUGCGGGUGCGGGCGCCCUCGGGCGACACGCCGCCGCGGCGGAGCGCGCGGACGCGGACGCGGCGGGCAGCGCUAGACGAGGACGUCGGGCCGCCGCGCGGAAGGCGCGCACCGCGCAAGAGGUCGGUCAAGCUCAUGCUGCGCAUUGCAGAGCCCGUCGCGCUAACAGACUCCGAAGGCGAGGCGGAGCCGGUGACACGGGUGCCUGUGCGGUUGCGCGUGCGCGAAGGGGGGGCCGUGCGCAGGGCCAUGUCGCGCGAAGAGGAGUGGGGAGAACCGGACGUCAAGGAGAGCGCGGCGCGGCGAGGACCGCCGGUAGAGGGGAUCGACGAAGAGGCCGCCAACAGUGCGGCGAUGGGGGACGGUGGGCGCGGAGUGGGAAGGAAAGGUGUACUGGGCGAGGUGAAUGGGUAUGGUGAGGAGAUGGGGGUGGAAGAGCUUGAACUUGACGGGUCGUCAGGGUCGCGCACCAGGCGGGUGCGCAAGCCAUCAUGGAAGCUCGCGUGA
Chondrus crispus (carragheen) is the source of this 3831-nucleotide messenger RNA. RefSeq lists its product as hypothetical. Gene Ontology annotation, molecular function: protein binding. The record is from RefSeq and is a predicted model, not a curated record. The coding region runs from base 1 to 3831 and encodes 1276 amino acids. Gene Ontology annotation, cellular component: transcription factor TFIIIC complex. NCBI's taxonomy places the organism in Eukaryota, Rhodophyta, Florideophyceae, Gigartinales, Gigartinaceae. The transcript has a single exon. Gene Ontology annotation, biological process: transcription by RNA polymerase III.